UCAACAUAUUAUUGCCUGGACGUUUUAAGUUCUUUCAUUUGAAUCUGCUGCAAACCAAAAAAUUUAGCAUGAGUAGGUUUUUGCUUUUUAAAUAACCUUGAACACGUCAACAUAUUAUUGCCUGGACGUUUUAAGUUCUUUCAUUUGAAUCUGCUACAAACCAAAAAAUUCAGCAUGAGUAGGUUUUUGCUUUUUAAAUAACCUUGAACAUGAACUGUCAGUUAUAUUUGCUGACCAUUGGCCUGAUGGACAGGAUGAACUCCUUCACCAAAAUGUAUGCACUGUAACGGGAACACUCUGCUCCCUGCACCUGGAUCCCCCAUUGACCCCCUGGACUCAUCUGGUCUGACCAUCAAGGGUCAGAUGGCCACCCUGAACUUAAGUACUUCUCAUCAGUCCCUCAGGUAUUCUCUUAAGAGCCUCUUCAGUCCGCCGAGUCUCCUCCUUCUCAGUGGCCAGCAAACAGUCUUCACCUACAUAGAGCAUACAGCAUGCAGAAAGAAACAUACUGAAAGCAUAACAGCAACUUGACCAGAUGAAAGAAGAGAGUAACUAGAAAUAGGUAGGAUCUAGUAUUUCUAACUAGAGUAACUAGAAAUACUCAAUGAUAGUAUUACAGAGGUUCCCAGAUUUUCUUAGUUCCCAGCACCUACUUAGUGUCUUGAUAUUUUUUUUCACAGCACCUUUUGUUCAAAAGAAAUACCUAACUAUUUCAUUUAUUAAGUAGUUAGGCUCAAACUUAAUAAUAAUCAUGUGGUGUCAAAAAAAAAGGCACUGGUUUUCCUCAACAAUUUAAAAUACCCCAAAGCACUCAUGAGCGCCCCCUGGCAUGUCAGCACACAGUUUGGGAGCCACAACUGUAUUAUCUAGGAUUCUUUUUUUUGCAAGUAACAAUAACCCAAAUGACUGGAAGUCAGAAAUGGAAGUGGAGGGUUAUUUUAAGGACAUGAGGGCAGGGAGGGGGGCAUCAGAUUCCAAGGGCAGAGAGAACGGGCCUGACACCUGGAAUCUUAGAGUCAUCAGUACUCUUGUGUCUCCUCUCUGCUUCUCUAGUCCAAAAUGUACAGUCUGCCUACCCUCCAGCUUUACUAGUGCAAAUAGUUCUCACCACAUGGAGAGACUCUGGCCUAGCUUUGGGCCACCACUGGCCAAUAAACUCCAGCUAACAGGAAUAGUGUCUUAUGAAGGUGGGUGAGGGUAUGUCAUCCUCAGUGCUAAUACAAUGCCUAAAAUCCUAGACUAGAUAGGAACAAACACCCAAAAGGUAGGUAUCAAAGGGACACAUUCCUGUUCAUGCCUGGAAUCCUGACACUUCUCUCUUGCUCACUCUCCCAAGCUGUUAUCUCCUUUUGGACACUUACCUCCACUGCAGUGUUACUCUGUUUCGCAAGCCUCUUAUCCCACUCGUCUUUCCUGUGAAGAAUACCAGAGUUCAGCUCAAAUUCCUGGUAUCUGAUCACUUAAAAACAAAAAAAAAAAAACACAUUGCCAUCAAGUGGAUUCCGACUCAUAGCGACCCUAUAGGACAGAGUAAAACUGCCCCAUAGAGCUUCCAAGGAACACCCGAUGGAUUUGAACUGCCGACCUUUCGGUUAGCAGCCAUAGCACUUAACCACUGUGCCCCCAGGGUUUCCAUCUAAUCAAUUAGGAAGUGAUUAAAACCUGAAAACCAAACCUGUUGCUGCCAAUGCACCGUGGACCCUACAGGACAAAGUAGAACAGCCCCACAGAGUUUCCAAGGAGUGGCUGGUAGAUUCGAACUGCCGAUCUUUUGGUUAGCAGCCAUUGCUGUUAACCACUAUGCCACCAGGAUUUCUAGGAAGUGAUUUGCUAAAGCCCAAUCACUUCCUGAGUCUAAUCACUGAGGAAGUGAUUAGACUUUAGCAAAUCCAUGCCCCCAAAUAAUGCUUUUAAGUCUUCUCCUGCUCCGUAAGCACACCCAGUGUACACUAAGCUAGUGUCGUUUUUCAGUUACCACUGACUGGUAAUACUGAAAGUGGAUUCAGACAAGGAAUGCUUGAAGCUUGGUGUGGAAGAAGGCAGGGGUCGCUAAAGACAAAUUUAUUCUACUUUCAGAUUGACCUAGGGCUGGCUCAAAGGACUUUGCAUUUAUCCAGUUUAGCUAAUGAGCAAAUGUUGAGUGUCUUUAUGCCAGGCUAUAUGUACUCAUAACUACUGGAUGAACAAAGAUAAGUUAUUUCUAUAUAGUACUAUAAAAGAGAUGUGCUAAAGCAGCCAGAAAAUGGCCACUUAACACAAGGAUUUAGGGAAGUCUCUGGAUGGUGCAAUUGGUUAACACGCUCAGCUGCUAACCAGAAGGAUGAAAGUUCAAGUUCACCCAGAGGUGCCUCAGAAGAAAGUCCUGAUGAUCUAAUUCCAAAAAACCAGCCAUUAAAAACUCUGUGAAGCACAGUUCUACCCUGACCACCUGGGGUCACCAUGAGUGGGACUCAGCCAGGUGCACAGGUAGGCUAUAUCUUUUUCACCGUCUCCGUGGCUGCUAAUGGACACAAUAGCUGCAAGUGGACCUAAAGUAAAGUACACGCUUUGGGGGAGAUGACUGCCCACUAACAAGUCUUAUCUUAGUGUGGGGUAAAGGAGGAGGGCUGUUCUCUGGCAACAGUACAUCUAGCCCACUCUGAACGGGGCAAUAAAUGAUGUCCAUUGCUUACAGGGGAACUUUCCCUUUAUUACCCCCUUUUACCUUUUGUUGCCCCUUCUACCUGCUCUCUGUACAUGCUAUCUGUCCCGUUAGUAUUUAAACCCAGGAAAGAGGCACUUAGGUGUUUUCCUCCCAAGACCUGAACUGGGGCAUGCUUGGAUGUGAUCUAACCCUGUGGACAGGAGCCUAAAACUUCAGAGAACUUAGUCUGAUGAUGAUGCGUCCUGUUCUACUCAUCGUAUCCUGUUUAUUCUGUAAUCACUCCAUUAGAAGUGUCUGGUCUGUACUCUGCUCCAAACACUCCUUCACUAAGAACUUGUGAAUAUAGUGACAUUGCAAGGGUUUAGGGAAUGCUUCCUUGAGAAGGUCUAAACUGAGUCUUUAGAAACACCUAGCCAAGCAAAGAAAGUUGGGAAGUGUGUUCCAGGCAGAAAAAGAAUAACAUCAAAGGUAUAGACCUGUGGAUUGUUUAGGUCAUGAAUUUGGACAGAGCCAGUGGAGACAGCUUGUCUCUGUUCCACAGCGUCUAAGGCCUGAGUUUGGAAUCCUCAAAUGGCUGGGAGUGACCGAAGUCAAUGGGAGCUGGAAUCAGCUGGAGUCUUCUUCACUCACAUGUCUGGUAUCUGGACUAGGGUGAUUCAAAACUUGGGCUCGGCUGGGACUAUUAACUAGAGUGCUCAGCAUGGGGGUAGCUGGAAGUAUGUGUCCAAUACCAGAGAGUAAAGCCAAUGAAGGCAGAGAAUGUGUCUUAUUUAUUUCACACCCAGUACCUAGCAUAGUGCAUAGCAUGUGACAGGUGUUCAAGAAAACGUGUCGAAUGAGUGAAUGAAUGGAAAAGGGUAAAAAGGUGGUUCAUGUCUAAGGACUUCAGUUUUCUCAGGGAUGAAGGAGGUCAAAUCUUCCUCUAAGAGGAGGUGGUUAUUAAGAAGAGCCUUGAGGAGGUCCAUGUUUGGGAAACUCACUGAGAGAGAUGGAUGAGUAAAAGGGCAGUACGAAAACCUACACGAGCACAGGACUUUCUGGAGCAGAGCCUUCCCCUUGGGGGAACAGAGAUGGCAGAGUUGUGAUAACCCAGGACCAGGUUUUACUCAGAAUGUAGGCAUAGGUUUAGGGUCAUAAAGGAAUUUCAAGCACAGAAAAAAGAGUGGCUCAAGUGAACAACUACAGGGACCAGCUUGCUAGGGAAGUAAAUGAGGAAGCUGUUGGGAAAUGGGGGGAAACAGGGACUGCUGAAGGUCAGGUCCAAAGGUGGAGAUGACUGAAGUGGGUGGAGAGCUGGAAGACUAGAAGGUUGUGGUCAGAAGGUGUGGUAUUGGAAUUUAAGAUGCCUCAUGUCUAUAAAUUUCAGGUGAUAACAAAUUCCAGGGUGAAGCCAGGAUGUGGGUGGCUGAAGUGCAAGUUCUAAUAAGGCUCAACUAGGUGUAGUUCUUUUUUUUGUAGUUCUUUGUACACUUCUCCUGAAGUUGUCAGAAACUCUGGACAUGAGUAUGGGUGUGGGUGUUUUCUGUGAGCAACUGUGUCUUUAUUCCUGACAGGGAUUUUUCUAUUGCAAUAAAUAUCUAGACACUGGCUUACUAGCCAAGUGCUGCCUCAUUAAAAUAGUGCCCACAUUUCUUUGUGAUUCCUUUUGCUUGCUACUCAGAGUUCCUUAAUACUGGUGGUAAUGAAUUGGCUGCAGGGAACCAUUUCCUGUGUUGAAGAAGCUUAAUUAGAUUAGGGAUAUCCAUGUGCCAAGAUGAAAGAACAUUUUUAAAGCAGAAUAUGCAUAUUAAAGUCCAAAUCAUAGUAACUACAAACACUUCUAUUGCAUUUCCAAUGUGCCAGGUGUUGUUCUAGGGCUUUAUAUAUAUGAACUCAGUUAAUUCUCCCAACCCAAACCAAAACCAAACCCACUGCCAUCAAGUCAAUUCGAUUCUGACUCAUAGUGACCCUGUGGGAUAGAGUAGAACUGCCCCCAUAGGGUUUCCAAAGGCAUAAAUCUUUAUGGAAGCAGACGGUCACAUCUUUCUCCCAAGAAGUGGUUGGUGGGUUCAGACUGCUGACCUUUUGGCCAGCAACUGAGCACUUAACCACUACACCACCAAAUCCAAAAAACCCCUGCCAUAGAGUCGAUUCCUAGUCAUAGUGACCCCACGGGUUUUCCAAGGCUGUAAAUCUCUAUGAAAGCAGACUGCCACGUCUUUCUCCUGUGGAGCUACUGGUGGUUUCCAACUACCAACCUUUCAGUUAGCAGUCAAUCACUUUAACCACUGUGCCACCAGGGCUCCUUCAAUAUACCACCAAAAACCAAACCAAACCAAACCCAGUGCCGUCCAGUCGAUUCCGACUCAUAGAGACCCUAUAGGGCAGAGUAGAACUGCCUCAUAGAGUUUCCAAGGAGCACCUGGUGGAUUCGAACUGCCGACCCUUUGGUUAGCAGCUGUAGCACUUAACCACUAUGCCACCAGGGUUUCCCACUAUACCACCAGGGCUCCCUAAUUCUCCCAACAGCCCCUUGAAAUAGGUACAGGCAGUCCCGGAUUACAAACAAGUUCCAUUCCUAAAUCUGUCUUAAGUCGAAUUUGUAUGUAAUUCUGGAACAGUUAGGUAUGGUUUGUGUCCAACUUCAGUUAGUCAAAUGCUUGUCUUAGUAUAUAGUAUAUAGUGUACUUUUCUAGGAAACCCUAGUGAUGUAGUGAUUAAGUGCUACAGCUGCUAACUAAAAGGUCGGCAGUUGAAAUCCACCAGGCACUCCUUGGAAACUCUAUAGGGCAGUUCUACUCUGUCCUGUAGGGUUGCUAUGAGUCUGAAUCAACUCAACAGCAACAGGUUUUCUCUUUUUUUGGUUUGGGUACCUUUCUAUACAUAAAAAACAUCCAAGAAACACUUCCAGAUACACUAAAACACCUUUAAGAGGAUAAUAUGAUAAUAAUAAUGUUUUGGCAUGUGUCACAAAGUAGCACCUAUUUAUUAUGAGUCAUUGUAGGUACCUCGAAUUUUUAAUAUAAUAGGCUUUACAGUGGAUGGUUCAUAACUAUACGGGUUGUAUGCCAGUCAGACAUUCAAAACCUGGGGACUGCCUGUACAAUUAGUAACUUCAUUUUACAGAUGAAGAAACUGAGGCCCAGAGAAGUUAAAUAACUUUCCUAGAGGUCACAUAGCUAGCAAAUGGCAGAACCAGGAUUCGACCCCAGAUAGAUACUGAAAAUACUACAGUGAAGCAGUUAGCUCCUUUCCCUUUUGAAGAGGAAAGGGAGGCUAAUAAGUAACUUGCCCAAGGCAGGGGGCCAAUAGUGGAGCUGGGUGUCCCACCCAUGUCUAUCUGAGCUUUAACCUUCAAGCCAUGGAGUUCAUUUGUCCAGAUGAUGACCUUUAGUUGUGAAAAUGAUCUCUGGCCUCUGUAGUCUUCCGUUGUAGAAGAACCUUACCAGUGACAGGGAGUAGUUGCCCAACACAUGUUUGUGGAAUAAACGAAUGAAGAUUGCUACACUCCCUGGUGUCACAGUUGGCCAGGAGGGUGCAUUUUACCCUUGAGUAACUCCAGAUAAAAGACAGGAACAUGGUGUUUACAUCAGCUGCCCGUAAUGGAGAACACAGGCAGAAACCUGGGGAGAGGAAGAAGUCUGGGACCCUGAUAACAGCGGUCCAGUAGAGCUGCAACUCCUAGCAAGUCAGAGACCCCAGCCCUUUCUGCCUGCCCUUUCUGGAUCGCAGGUGGACAGGCCGCUCAUCUGCUUGCAUCCCCCUCUCCUGCGCCUAGGUAGGCUGCAAAAAAACCCCAAAGGGACCCUCAAAAAAUAUUUGUCCAACACAUGAAUGAGUGAAUGCGAGGGAGGGGGCGUGUUUUGAAAGUCCAGGUUUUCCAUCCCCGCCUGACCACACCCCUGCAGCCACUCCUGGAUAAAACUCUCCCUUCCCAUCGACUGUCACCCACCGAAGGGCAGGCACAGAGCAGCCUGGUUAAGGCGGCCUAAUUGGGCUGCUUGGGCCGCCGUGGCCGCGGCGAAAGGACCAUGCCCAGAUACACGGUACAUGUGCGUGGGGAAUGGCUGGCCGUGCCCUGCCAGGAUGCUCAGCUCACCGUGGGCUGGCUGGGCCGGGAGGCCGUGCGGCGCUAUGUCAGGAACAAGCCUGACAACGGCGGCUUCACCUCAGUGGACGCAGUUAGCUUCCUUGUGCGCCGGUGCAAGGGCCUGGGCCUGCUAGACAACGAGGACACGCUGGAGGUGGCCCUGGAGGACAAUGAGUUCGUGGAAGUGGUGAUAGAAGGGGACGCAAUGUCUCCAGACUUUAUUCCAUCUCAGCCAGAGGGAGUUUACCUAUACAGCAAAUACCGGGAACCUGAAACGUACAUUGCCUUAGAUGGGGACAGUCUGACCACAGAGGAUCUGGUCAACUUGGGAAAGGGCCGCUACAAAAUAAAGCUCACCCCAACUGCUGAAAAGAAGGUGCAGAAAUCCAGAGAAGUCAUAGAUAGCAUCGUCAAAGAAAACACUGUUGUUUACGGCAUUACUACAGGUUUCGGAAAGUUUGCCAGAACAGUAAUUCCUGUCAAUAAGCUAGAGGAGCUCCAGGUCAACUUAGUACGUUCACAUUCUUCAGGUGUUGGGAAACCACUAAGUCCUGAGAGAUGUCGGAUGCUCCUGGCUUUAAGGAUAAAUGUCUUAGCCAAAGGAUAUAGUGGCAUUUCCUUGGAGACCCUCAAGCAAGUUACUGAAGUAUUUAAUGCCUCCUGCCUGCCUUAUGUUCCAGAGAAAGGAACAGUUGGCGCCAGUGGAGACCUUGCCCCACUCUCUCACCUUGCUCUCGGGCUAAUUGGAGAAGGGAAGAUGUGGUCUCCAAAGAGUGGCUGGGCUGAUGCUAAAUAUGUACUGAAAGCCCAUGGAUUGAAACCAAUUGUUUUGAAACCAAAAGAAGGUCUGGCACUCAUCAACGGGACUCAGAUGAUCACCUCCCUGGGCUGUGAAGCUGUAGAGAGAGCUAGUGCUGUCGCGAGGCAGGCUGACAUUGUGGCGGCCCUGACUCUGGAAGUGCUCAAGGGCACCACCAAAGCCUUUGAUACUGACAUUCAUGCUGUUCGCCCUCAUCCUGGGCAAAUUGAAGUUGCUUUCCGAUUUCGGUCCCUCUUGGACUCCGAUCAUCACCCAUCAGAAAUAGCAGAGAGUCACAGGUUUUGUGAUCGUGUUCAGGAUGCAUACACCUUGCGCUGCUGUCCACAGGUCCAUGGUGUGGUGAAUGACACAAUAGCAUUUGUGAAGAACAUCAUCACCACAGAACUUAACAGUGCAACAGAUAAUCCCAUGGUCUUUGCUAGCAGGGGAGAGACCAUUUCUGGAGGAAACUUCCAUGGUGAAUACCCAGCCAAAGCCCUGGACUAUUUGGCCAUUGGUGUCCAUGAACUUGCCGCCAUUAGCGAAAGAAGAAUUGAAAGGCUCUGUAACCCGUCCCUCAGUGAGCUGCCUCCCUUCCUGGUGGCUGAAGGUGGCCUGAACUCUGGGUUCAUGAUAGCGCACUGCACAGCUGCAGCCCUAGUUUCUGAAAACAAGGCGCUGUGCCACCCCUCGUCUGUGGACUCCCUGUCUACCAGCGCUGCCACCGAGGACCACGUCUCCAUGGGAGGAUGGGCAGCAAGGAAGGCCCUCAGGGUCAUCGAGCACGUGGAGCAAGUACUGGCCAUCGAGCUUCUUGCAGCCUGUCAGGGUAUCGAGUUUCUACGCCCCCUGAGAACAACCACUCCACUGGAGAAGGUCUAUGACCUGGUACGCUCUGUUGUAAGGCCCUGGAUAAAAGACCGCUUCAUAGCCCCGGACAUCGAGGCAGCACACCGGCUGCUGGUAGACCAGAAGAUUUGGGAAGUAGCUGUACCGUACAUUGAAAAAUACAGAAUGGAGCAUAUUCCAGAAUCAAGACCUGUUUCUCCUACCGCCUUUAAACUAGAAUUUCUACAGAAGAAUUAUACCAAGCUUCCAGAGUCUGAUGACCUUUAAUGAGCCUUGUCGUGGACAAGCGGAUCAGAUGGCACCUAUGGCAGCAUUAUUCUAGGGGAGAGACCUUUCCUAAGUAGAUCAGUCUAUUAUAUAUGUAAUUCAGUUCUUUUAAAACCUUCUUUGAUAACACUGACACAGUUGCUAAAUCCAGCACUGUGCUCUUGUUGGCAUGGUUCAAGACUCACUGGGUAUUUUCAGAUUAUAGGAGUUUCUUUCUUUCUUAACAGUAUCAAUAGGUCAGUCACUCUUAAAGGUGAGAAGAGUAACCACAGGUUACCUGGGUCUCUUUUCUACUCUUAGCAUCAGAUGAAUUUAAAUCUGGAAACCAAUGGACAGCAUUCUUUUCCAAAAACACCAGAUUUUUGUGAACUAUAUUUUUAUUUUUCUUUAUUUUGACAAGUUCUCCACUAGUUAACUUUCUUUCACUGAUUGUUAUAGGUCAUCAUAUGACAAAUGCCCCUUCAUAUGCUUUCACAAAUAGCCAUUUUAAGCUGUUCUUUCUUUUAUUCAUUAAAUUAUAGUACAGAAUAGUCAAGAGGUUUUAAGCAAUUGCUCCACAGGGUAGUCAAAACCAGCAAGAGGGUUUAUAUGGAAAGGAUUUAGGAAUGAAUAUAAAGAUUGUUAUCUGAGUGACCCUGGAACUGUGUACCUCAUAUUUUUCAAUUAUCACUGCACAUAUCAGAAAAAGGACUAACAUGCUUAAAUUGGAGUUUGAAGUUUUUAUCAUCACUUUCUUACCAUGUGUUAGUACUGUAUUCUCAUUCUUAUAGUAACCCUGUGCAAGAAGCCUCUCAUUUUACAGAUAAGAAAUCUGAUGCUCGGAAGUUAACCCACCUUCUACCUGUAUUGGUAAUCAUUAAAACGAAGCACUAUUGACAGAGGUCAGGUGGGAUGCUAGGAUCUGUUACCCAAUUUGUUUUCUUUUUCCCCAAGAAGAAGAUAAGGACCUUGGGAAGGCUUAAGUGUAACUCUCUGGGUGAAGGAUGGGUCAGAUGACCUCCUGGCUUCUUAAGGCUAAGAUCACACAACACUGUACAAGGCACUCCAUCCCAGGAGGUUGAACUUAGAGCUCUGCAAGCUGCAGCCAAUCAAAGAAAGGACAGACACACUUGCCAACUUGCAUACCUGAUUACAACCUAAACAGGUCCAAAAAUAUACUUCACAAUAGAGUUUUCGUUCAUUAGACUACAAUGCGUCAACAGGAAAGGUGGGGACAGGAGUGAAAACUGCUGAUUCCAGCAAUUCAGUCAACAAAAAACAUGCUGAGCACGAAAACAAUCUUUGAUGGUUAUGAGGGAGGGGAGAGAUGGGGAUGGAAAAACACUAAAUAGACAAUAGAUAAGUGGUAACUUUGGUGAAGCGUAAGCUAGUACACGAUACUGGGGAAGCAAGCACAACUUGUACAAGGCAAGGUCAUGGAAGCUCCACAGAUACAUCCAAACUCCCUGAGGGACCGAAUUGCUGGAGUGAGGCUGUGGGGACCAUGGUCUCAGGGAACAUCUAGCUCAAUUUGUAUAACAUAGGUCAUAAAGAAAAUGUUCUACAUUCUACUGUAGUGAGUAGCAUCUGGGGUCUUAAAAGCCAGUGAGCAGCCAUCUAGUAUACUCCGCUAGUCUCACCCCUUCAGGAGCAAGGAUGAAUGAAGAAAACUAAAGAUACAAGGGAAAGAUUAGUCCAAAGGACUAAUGGGCCACAGCUACCAUGGCCUCCACCAGACUGAGUCCAGUACAACUAGAUGGUGCCUGGCUACCACCACUGACUGCUCUGACAGGAAUCAUAACAGAGGGUCCUGGUCAGAGCUGGAGAAAAGUGUAGAACAAAAUUCUAACUCAAAAAGAAAGACCACACUUGUUGGCCUGACAGAGACUGGAGAAACCCUGAGAGCAUGGGCCCUGGAUACCCUAUCAACUGAGUAAUGAAGUCACUCCUGAGGUUCACCCUUCAGCCAAAGACUGGACAGGCCCAUAAUACAAAACGAGACUAAAGGGGCACAUCAGCCCAGUGGCAAGGACUAGAAGGCAGGAGGGGACAGGAAAGCUGGUAAUAGGGAACCUAAGUUUGAGAAGGGAGAGUUUUGACAUGUUGUGGGGUGGUUAACCAAUGUCAUAAAGCAAUAUGUGUACCAACCGUUUAAUGAGAAACUAGUUCUGUAAACCUUCAUCUAAAGUACAAGAAAAAAAAUGGAAAAAAAAUUGUGCUGAGGAGCUUAUUUGCUGAAAGGUUGUUCUUGGUGCCAUUUAUUGCUAAGAUAUAAACACACACGAAUAAACUUUUUUCAUUGUUACCCCUGAGCUGCAAUUGAUCCAGUGAGCCCUCAAAGUCCAAAGGAGGCUCUUCACUUCUACUUGGGGAGUGCUGGGCCCCACCAGCCCCUUCGGCCCUCUGGGACACAAUGACACACCCUCACUGAAUUUUCUACAUGGCUAUGUUAGUAACUGGCCUUGCCUUCAAGAGAACUUCGAGGUAAAUAUGAAAUGAACUAACUCUCAAUUGUGUCAUGUUGUCACUUUAUUCUUAGAUUUUUUGAAUGAAGUUUAACUCCUA
Molecule: messenger RNA, 11172 nt
Organism: Loxodonta africana (African savanna elephant)
Lineage: Eukaryota; Metazoa; Chordata; Mammalia; Proboscidea; Elephantidae
Gene: HAL
Product: histidine ammonia-lyase
Exons: 20
Coding region: 6655-8628 (657 amino acids)
Biological process (GO): L-histidine catabolic process
Cellular component (GO): cytoplasm
Molecular function (GO): histidine ammonia-lyase activity
Source: RefSeq, a predicted model, not a curated record